GGCAGGCGGAGGGAAGUUGUGGAGCGAUUGCACAGAGGAGUGCGCAAAGCGCUGCGCGGAGCGACAGACAGCACCGCCACCGACAGCGCUUCGGCAGCUAGCUGAGGCAGGAGGCGCGCUCUGAGCUGACAGAUCCGACCCGUCAUCUGCACCUCGGGGCGCCACACCGAGCCAUCUCGGGGCAGUCUCCCUGUCCCCGUUUCUGCGCUGCACCCCUCUGACCAGCAUGAGGCUCCUGGCGGCCGCGCUGCUUCUACUGCUCCUGGCGCUGUGCGCCUCGCGUGUGGAAGGGUCCAAAUGCAAGUGUUCCCGGAAGGGCCCCAAGAUCCGCUACAGCGAUGUGAAGAAGCUGGAAAUGAAGCCAAAGUACCCGCACUGCGAGGAGAAGAUGGUUAUCAUCACCACCAAGAGUAUGUCCAGGUACCGUGGCCAGGAGCACUGCCUGCACCCCAAACUGCAGAGCACCAAGCGCUUCAUCAAGUGGUACAACGCCUGGAAUGAGAAGCGCAGGGUCUACGAAGAAUAGGGGGGAAAUCUCUGAUAGAACACUCCAGACCAGUUUCAAGACUUGAGCAAAGGACUUUUCUGGUUAAAUAAAAAAACCCUUUCUUUCUCACAGGCAUCAGACACAAAUUAUAUAUUGUUAUGAAGCACUUUUUACCCAGGAUCAGUUUUUACAUUUUAUAGCUGUGUGCAAAAGGCUUCCAGAUGUGAGACCCAGCUCUCUUGCGCUCCAGACAUCAACAGGCGGCUCUUUGCUGAAUUGGGGAGACUCAUGCCUUUCCUUUUUUAAGAAAAUGCUUUUUUGUAUUUGUCCAUCCAUCGAUACACAUCUGAGCUUUAUAAGCGCCCGGGAGGAGCCGUGAGCUUGGCUGAGACAUUUCAUUGCGGUGCUGCUCUGACCUGAGCCUGGGAAGCUUCUGCCCAGAGGGCCUGGCGCCUUCUGCACAGCUGCCAGGCUCUCCUGGGCUUACGCUGGUCCCAGCCUCAGUGUGACUCCGCAGUGGCCCCUGUCGCCAGGCAAGCAGGAGCAGGUCUCUCUGCAUCUGUGCUUGGAGGAACUCAGUUUAGUUGCCAGAGAAAUGUGCUUCAUUCCUCUGGUUCAUUUUUUCAGUGUAGGAAACAUUUCCAAGAUCCUGUGGGGGGUGAAGCAAGUGACCCCGAAAGAAGGCCCUGGGUCUUUUUUCCAUCCUGAGGAAUUCUGAAAGGUUUGCUGCUUCACUCGGUGAUGCUUCAGAAGCAUGUAAAGUUCCUACCACUAUUAGUGAAAAAACCUUAGAAAAAAAUUUUAAACCACAAACACAACACGCAACUGGAGACACACAAUCUGUUGACAAGAGGAAGUCUUCAGUGUGUGUUCCUCUCUCUCCACACAGUGGGACACGCAGUACUAUAGCAGCGGUACACUUGUGACUCCCGUGCAGCUCACGGGGCGCAGGGUGUCCAGGUUUAGAAGUUGGGAUUUCGAGCGCCCUUUGCUUUGUACAUACCUUCUGCAGGGCGCCCCCCACAGGCUGCCCCUCUGUAGAGGCCGCACUGUCCUGCUGUGUCAUACGCUAUGUAAAUGUCAGAGAUCAUUAGCAUUGCAUGCAGAUUUCAUAUUCUUUCUAAGACAAACAGAAAAGUAAUAAAAUAUAUUUGAAAUGUACCAACA
Octodon degus (degu) is the source of this 1654-nucleotide messenger RNA. RefSeq names its product C-X-C motif chemokine ligand 14 (gene Cxcl14). The record is from RefSeq and is a predicted model, not a curated record. Gene Ontology annotation, cellular component: extracellular region. The coding region runs from base 227 to 526 and encodes 99 amino acids. Gene Ontology annotation, molecular function: chemokine activity. NCBI's taxonomy places the organism in Eukaryota, Metazoa, Chordata, Mammalia, Rodentia, Octodontidae. The transcript is spliced from 4 exons. Gene Ontology annotation, biological process: cell chemotaxis; antimicrobial humoral immune response mediated by antimicrobial peptide.